GUUCACAUAGCAAGUACCGGGCUAGCCAGGAACACUUGCAAUAUCAAUACCCUGCCUAAAAAACAAAAGCCUUUAGUCCCAGCACUCGGGAGGCAGAGGCCAGCCUCGUCUACAUGGCAAACUCCAGGACAGCUAGGACUACAUGGAAAGACACUAAAGACAGACAAGACCUUUUAGUGGCCAGGCCAUCUCUGUACCUUGUUCAUGUCCCUCAUUCUAUCACUUCUGGACAUGUGCACAGCUCCUGGCCCUUUAAACGUUCACCAUAUUCCUCAGUCCAUGUCAGUCAUGUCCCUAAGACAGUGACGACUUCAGGCCCUUGUAGGAGUUCUGACAUCUGCAGUUUGUCUUUCUGACAGUUUUAGAGGAACACACAGCAGAAGCAGAGACGGAAUUCCUGAUACUGUUGAGGCUUGAGAGACUUGACCAGUGGACAGAUUUAUCAACAAGGCCACCUUUCUAAAUUUACCCCUAUGAGGGGCAUUCGGUCCUUUGAUGGGCACUGGUCACUUAGCCCCCUAAGUGCUGGGGUUACGGGCACGGGCCACGAUGUAUUCUCAGUGUGUGGAUGCCUGAUGUCCCCACCCUGGGGUGAGAGCUUGUCCUCUAGUCAUGAGAAGAACAGUGGAACGCCGCUCACUGAACAUUUGCUCCAUACCAGAUUGGCUGGUGGACAGAAGACAUUGUAACCUAAAAUGGCAAAGCCUGGUGCUGACCAUCCGGGAGAAGAUCAACACUGCCAUCCAGGACAUGCCAGAGAGCCAAGAGAUUGCCCAGCUGCUCUCUGGAUCCUACAUUCAUUACUUCCACUGCCUAAGAAUAGUGGACCUUCUUAAAGGUACCGAGGCCUCCACCAAAAAUAUUUUUGGCCGGUACUCUUCUCAGCGGAUGAAGGAUUGGCAGGAGAUCAUAAGCCUGUAUGAGAAGGACAACACCUACUUAGUGGAGCUUUCUAGCCUCCUGGUUCGGAAUGUCAGCUAUGAGAUCCCUUCAUUGAAGAAGCAGAUUGCCAAGUGCCAGCAGCUGCAGCAGGAAUACAGCCGCAAGGAGGAGGAGGGCCAGGCUGGGGCCGCUGAGAAGCGCGAACAGUUCUAUCAGUCAUGCAAACAGUACGGCAUCACGGGAGACAACGUCCGGAGAGAGCUCCUGGGCCUGGUGAAGGAGCUGCCGAGCCAGCUGGCUGAGAUAGGAGCAGGAGCUCAGUCCCUGGGGGAGGCCAUCGACCUGUACCAGGCCUGUGUGGAGUUUGUGUGUGACAGCCCCCCAGAGCAGCUGCUGCCCAUGCUGCGCUACGUGAAGAAGAAGGGCAACUCCACUGUGUAUGAAUGGAGGACAGGCACAGAGCCCUCUGUGGUAGAGCGGCCGCAGCUGGAGGAACCUCCUGAGCAGGUGCAAGAAGAUGAGAUUGACUGGGGUGACUUCGGAGUGGAGGCCGUUUCCGACUCGGGCAUCUCCGCCGAGGCCCCUGGAAUAGACUGGGGCAUCUCCCUGGAAUCAGAGUCAAAGGAUGCUGGGGGUGACAAGAUAGACUGGGGUGUUGACGCUGCUGCUGCUGCUGCUGCUGCGGAGAUCACCGUGCUGGAGACCGGAACGGAGGCUCCAGAGGGCGUUGCUAGGGGCUCAGACGCUCUGACUCUUCUUGAAUACCCUGAGACCCGGAAUCAGUUCAUUGAUGAGCUGAUGGAGCUCGAGAUCUUCUUGUCCCAGAGAGCAGUGGAGAUGAGCGAGGAGGCUGAUAUCCUGUCCGUGAGCCAGUUCCAGCUGGCUCCUGCCAUCCUUCAGGGUCAGACCAAAGAGAAGAUGCUCAGCCUGGUGUCCACACUGCAGGAUCUGAUUGGCCGGCUCACCAGUCUCCGAAUGCAGCACUUGUUCAUGAUCCUGGCCUCGCCAAGGUAUGUGGACCGAGUGACGGAGUUCCUUCAGCAGAAGCUGAAGCAGUCCCAGCUGUUGGCUUUGAAGAAAGAGCUCAUGGUGGAGAAGCAGCAGGAGGCACUUCAGGAGCAGGCAGCUCUGGAACCCAAGCUGGACCUGCUGCUGGAGAAGACCAGAGAGCUGCAGAAGCUGAUUGAAGCUGACAUCUCUAAGAGGUACGGUGGCCGUCCCGUGAACCUGAUGGGAACCUCUCUGUGACACGCUCCCAGCCUCCUGUGGAGGUGGGACAGCCCAGGCUGGUGCUACCAGGCCUCGCCAGCAAGAAGCCAGGCACACCCGGGGACUGAGCGUGAAGUGUCACCUGAAUGGCGACGCUGGCAUUCACUGUGAUCUCUGCAGGUUGGCUUGAGUGGCUCUGUGACCCGUGGCUCUGUGGCCUGUCAGCCUGAAGCCACAGCUUUUCCUUCUAGUUAUCAAGCAAGGCUUAAUAAAAAAGGAAAAGACUUCA
Molecule: messenger RNA, 2380 nt
Organism: Peromyscus leucopus (white-footed mouse)
Lineage: Eukaryota; Metazoa; Chordata; Mammalia; Rodentia; Cricetidae
Gene: Cdk5rap3
Product: CDK5 regulatory subunit associated protein 3
Exons: 13
Coding region: 613-2130 (505 amino acids)
Biological process (GO): regulation of cyclin-dependent protein serine/threonine kinase activity; regulation of mitotic cell cycle
Cellular component (GO): endomembrane system
Source: RefSeq, a predicted model, not a curated record